AUGGGAGUCUCGAAAACCUCUACUUCUCUUGGUACUGUUGAAUCAAAACCCCAGGAGGAAGUGGUUCCAACUGAAGCACCCAUUGAAUCUUCCCACAAUGAGGAUACUGUUCUUGAAGCUGUCGAAACAAACCCACAAGAGGAUACUGUUCCCAUUGUAGCGCCCAUAUCUUCCUACAAUGAUCCGAUACUCGACAUUUCAGACAGGCUCAGGAACUUGGAUCUGAUGAAAGAAGGGAUCCAGGUCCCGACUAUAGUUGUCAUCGGAGACCAAUCCUCUGGAAAGACAAGUGUUCUUGAGUCGCUGGCUGGAAUCAGGUUGCCUCGAGGGCAAAGGACUACAUUUCCUCUUGUGAUGAGAUUACAGAGAAGUCCUUGCCCUGAAUCUGAAAUCUGGCUUGAGUACGAUGACAAAAGAGUUGAUACUGAUGAGGAGCAUCUCGCCGAUGCUAUUUGUACUGCAGCUGAGGCAAUUGCUGGAUCUGUUAAAGGCGUCUCAGACACUCCUUUGACCCUCCAUGUGAAGAAGGAUGGUGUUCCCGAUCUGACAUUGGUUGAUCUCCCUGGGAUAACUCGAGUUUCCGUGAAUGGACAGCCUCGAACCAUCUAUGAGCAGAUCUCCAGGAUGAUUAUGAAGUACAUCAAGCCAGAAGAAUCCAUCAUCCUCAAUGUUCUGCCAGCAACAGUUGAUUUCACAACUUGUGAGUCCGUACGGAUGUCUAAGAAAGUCGACAAAACAGGGGAACGAACUCUGGCUGUGGUCACAAAGGUUGACAUGGCUCCUGAAGGUGUCCUGGAGAAAGUAACUGCAGAUGAGGUGAGUAUUGGACUUGGUUAUGUCUGUGUUAGAAACAGGAUUGGGGAGGAAACCUUUGAAGAAGCUCGAAGGGAAGAAGAGUCACUAUUUGGGACUCAUCCAUUUCUUUCCAUGAUAGAAAAAGAUAUUGUGGGUAUCCCUGUGUUAGCUCAAAAGUUGAUGCAGAUCCAGGAGGUGAUGAUAUCCCGAGCAGCUGCAAAACCAAGUGAACCGCCCCUAAGGAGAUCGAAACGGGGACGAAUUCCAAACCGCAAAUACUUGCAGUAA
Molecule: messenger RNA, 1083 nt
Organism: Arabidopsis lyrata subsp. lyrata
Lineage: Eukaryota; Viridiplantae; Streptophyta; Magnoliopsida; Brassicales; Brassicaceae
Product: putative dynamin-related protein 4A
Exons: 2
Coding region: 1-1083 (360 amino acids)
Cellular component (GO): microtubule; cytoplasm; membrane
Molecular function (GO): microtubule binding; GTP binding; GTPase activity
Source: RefSeq, a predicted model, not a curated record